CGAACCCCUUCUCUAAUACAGGCUAAUUGUGGGGCUGCGUUUUGCAUUUUUUAAAUGUAUAUUUAACCUUUAUUUAACUAGGCAAGUCAGUUAAUAACUAAUUCUGGGCCAAUUGUGCGCCGUCCUAUCGGACUACCAUUCACGGCCGGAUUUGAUACAGCCUGGUUUCGACUCAGGUACUGUAGUGACGCCUCUUGCAAUGAGAUGUAGUGCCUUAGACGGCUGCGCCACUCCGGAGCCCUGCAAUUUAGGUGGGUGGGUCCUUGAUUAUGUAACCCCACCAUGCAUAAUUUAGUAGGUUAUUUUAUAAAGGUGUCAAAUGGGCAAGUUCUUUUCCUUCUGGUGAAAGAUUAACUCCAAAGCCCAAUAGCUAUUUUUUCGUCUAAAUUCAGAGAGAACUAUUCUUUCUUUCAACAACUGGUAUCUUUUAGACCUAUUCCCCCCAAUGUAUUUAUAAAUACGCUUCUUCUUUAUUUGAUAAUCGAACAUGGCUCACGUGAAGAAUGGGAACAUCCAAAAGAUGGACCCAGAGGAUCCCUGUCUCCUGGUACCUGAUAAGAUGAAAUCCCAGAUGGAUUUAGAGACUGCGUUGCAGGAUAGUGCCAAAGCCCUUGACCUCUUCCUCAACAACCGGUUCUCAGACGCCUUGGAUCUUCUCAGACCCUGGAGGAGCCAGAGUAUGUACCACGCUGUGGGCUACAGCAGCAUGCUAUCCAUGCAGGCGGGCAUGACCUUUGAACCCAAGGAUGUUGAAAAGGCCAUGACUGCUCUGAAGGAGUCUCUGCAGACGUGCCAGAUGUUCCGGAAGAAGACUACCAUGGUGGAGGCCAUCACUGAGAUGUUUUACAAGCAGCCAGCUGUCGACUUAACUGAAGAGGAGAUGCAUGCAGAGUUGUGCUAUGCUGAGACGCUAUUGCAGAAGGCUGUACUCACUUUUCUGGACGAGAGCAUGAUCAGCUUCAUCAAAGGAGGCAUGAAGAUCCGCAACAGCUUUCUGAUCUACAAGGAAUGUGAUGUUAUGUCAACCAUGGCAAAGAACCAGUCUGACCAGAUGAGCACACAAACUCACUUCAGGAGCGGUGUGAACAUGGGCAUUGGUUCAUUUAACUUGUAUUUGUCUCUCUUGCCGAGCAAGGUCCUCAGACUACUGGAGUGGAUGGGUUUCUCUGGAGACCGGGAAGUGGGUCUGUCCCAGCUGAGGGAGGGGGCAGCCAGCAACAGCCUGCGCUCCAUCCUCAGCACCCUGUGCCUCCUGAUGUACCACCUCUAUAUCAGCGUCAUACUGGGUACUGGUGAGGCAAACCUGGAAGAGUCUGAUGUUCUUCUGAAGCCCUACAUUGAAAAGUUCCCCCAUGGGGCCCUCAUUCUCUUCUACCAGGCCAGGAUUGCUCUGCUCAAGGGUAACUUUGAAUUUGCCCAGAAGAAGUUCCUGGAGUGCAUAGCUGCACAGCAGGAGUGGCGUCAGAUCCACCAUCUGUGUUACUGGGAGCUUAUGUGGUCCUACUCCUUCCAGCAGGACUGGCUGGAGGCAUACCAGUAUGCAGACCUUCUCUGCAAAGAGAGCAAGUGGUCCCAGGCUGUAUACGUGUUCCAGAAAGCUUCCAUCCUCAGCAUGAUGCCAGAGGAGGAGGUGAAGAAAACUGGGGAGAAUGUGGAACAGUUGUUCAGGCAAGUGGAGAGCCUGCGUCUGCGGAUUGCAGGGAAGUCUAUCCCAACGGAGAAGUUCACCGCGAAGAAGGCUCAGCGGUACAGCGCCGCAACCCCAGUGACGCUGGUGAUUCCUGCCGUGGAAAUGAUAUACGUUUGGAAUGGCUUCACCAUCGUUGGCAAAAGGCCUGAACUGACGGAGAGCAUUCUGGUCACUAUCGAGAAAGCAGAGGAGCAACUGAAGAAUGACCCAAAUCCAUCAGAGUACCACGUGGAUGACCAGUGCAUGGUCCAGAUGCUGAAGGGGCUGUGUCUGCGACACCUGGGCCAUCUGGACCAGGCCCAACUCUGCUUUACACACGUCAUCUCCAGUGAAAACAGGAUCAAGCAUGACUGCUACCUGGUGCCAUACAGCAUGUAUGAACUGGGUCUUCUCUACAAGCAGCAAGGAGACUUGGGGAAGGCUACCACCACCAUAGAAAAUGCCAAGCUGAACUACAAGGGUUAUAGCAUGGAGUCGAGGCUACACUUCCGUAUCCAUGCUGCCCUUAACACAAUGGGGACCUCGGUGGCCAAACUUCCACCCCACCGCACGUCAGCUUGAGGUCGUGAAGGUCAAAGGCACCACUGCCAACGAGGAAUUGCUGAAUAUCUUGGUUCCAUUCUACCUUGAUAUGGAGGUGUACAGACUUGAAAGAGUCUUGAUUAUAGUACACGUAGAAAAAGCCUGCACUUAAAAUGUAAACGUUGCAAUAUGACAAUUUUGAGUCUUUUCUGUAGGGCCGACUCAUGACUAGAGAUUUGAGUAUAUAACUCAUUUUAAGCACAAAUCUUCCAUUGUAAUUGAUGCAUGAUUUACAAGAAACAUGUGAGCUACACACUUGGAUCUUAAGUUAGGAUAUGGCCUAAAUGUUUUGGGUUUAGCCUUUUGAUAUGAGUCUGUAAAGACAUGUACCUGUACGGUUUCUGUUCUCUUAUACUUAUGUUCUAUACACAUUAUGCUGUUAUACAUUCUGCUCUGUUUAAUUUUCUGCUAAUUUUAACCAAUUUACAUUUGAACACAUGGUUCUUUAUUAUCCACGUAUGAAGGUGCACUGGAAAUGCGAAGUUUUACCUGUAAUUGUACGAAGUGAUUACUCAAAAUAUUUUUGACAAAUAAACUGUUGGAAUGGA
Oncorhynchus nerka (sockeye salmon) is the source of this 2820-nucleotide messenger RNA. RefSeq names its product tetratricopeptide repeat protein 39B-like. The record is from RefSeq and is a predicted model, not a curated record. The transcript is spliced from 18 exons. The coding region runs from base 488 to 2251 and encodes 587 amino acids. Lineage: Eukaryota; Metazoa; Chordata; Actinopteri; Salmoniformes; Salmonidae. Gene Ontology annotation, molecular function: protein binding.